UGGGACGGGGCACUCGCAUUAGCAAUCGAAUAUCUAAUCGGUGCACACGCUUCGGUACAUUCUUCACAUACCAGCUUACAUUCAUCAUGGCUCCAACAGGUCAAGUUGCCAAGAAAGGUUCCAAGAAAGCAGUCAAGGCCCCCCGGCCCAGCGGUGGCAAGAAGAGGCACAGGAAAAGGAAGGAGAGCUACGGAAUCUACAUCUACAAAGUCCUUAAGCAGGUUCACCCUGAUACCGGAAUUUCUAGCCGGGCCAUGACGAUCAUGAACAGCUUCGUCAACGACAUCUUCGAGCGAAUUGCCGGCGAAUCUUCUCGGCUGGCCCAGUACAACAAGAAAUCUACCAUCAGCAGUCGUGAGAUACAGACCGCCGUGCGCCUUCUUCUUCCAGGGGAGCUUGCUAAGCACGCCGUGAGUGAGGGCACCAAAGCGGUGACGAAGUAUACCACAUCUAAAUAGAGGGAGUUAUACUCUUCAUGAACAGACAACGGCCCUUUUCAGGGCCACACAAAUAUUCAAGAAAGAAUGCAUUAUGUAGUAUGAUAAGUAGUAUGAAGGAAUAAAUGAACGGUCGAAUAAAUUAAACGAAUGAAAAUAAAUAAU
This is a messenger RNA of Lytechinus variegatus (green sea urchin), 602 nucleotides long. RefSeq names its product histone H2B.2, embryonic. Gene Ontology annotation, cellular component: nucleosome. The record is from RefSeq and is a predicted model, not a curated record. Gene Ontology annotation, biological process: nucleosome assembly. Gene Ontology annotation, molecular function: structural constituent of chromatin; protein heterodimerization activity; DNA binding. The transcript has a single exon. Lineage: Eukaryota; Metazoa; Echinodermata; Echinoidea; Temnopleuroida; Toxopneustidae. Bases 87 to 458 code for a protein of 123 amino acids.